CUGUCGGACGCUGGUCUUUCCGGCCCUCGUGGUGGGCCUGUUUAUUGAUGGCUUGAUCUAUCAGAUUGUCGAUACUGGUCGGGGAUGAAGCAUAAUAAGCUUAUUAUCUUUUAAUUACUACCUUGUCACCGUUCUUGUUUUCCUUUCCUCGCGACCUCCUCUGCUAGAUAUCUUUCUAUAUCUUGAUUAUCUAUUUCCCCUUCCAUAACGAUGUUUUGGUGUUUAAACAUACUCCAUCUCACGCGCGUCUAACCGAGAAACUGAGCUGGCUGCAGGUAGACCCCUGGGCUCCUUUUUUCGAAGCACUUGAUAUAUUGGCCUUAUUGAGUUCAUUUAACUGUGCCUAUAUAUAUAGCUAAAUUGUCGCCAAUGGACUCGCCAUGUGAGGGUGCAAUUGACGGCACCAAAAACUUUCCAUCUCAAGCUUUGGAAGGAAACCAAGGACAUGCCGAGCCCGGCGACUCGACUGAAGAUGGAUCUUGGGACGAGAUGAACCAAAAAGAGAAGGACGAAGUCACCGACCUCGCACGCCAGAUAUCUCAGAUCUCCCGCCAAAAUAGCGCACAGGUUGUCGACGAGCCUAUCAACCCGUUCCUCGACGCCAAUACCCAUCCCGAGUUAGACCCAUUAUCGGAGAAUUUCAAGCACACAAAAUGGGUCAAGAAUAUGCUGCAUAUCACCUCUCGAGAUCCCGAUAGGUACCCACAGCGCACAACUGGCGUCUCGUUUCGGAACUUGAAUGCCUACGGAUAUGGAACCGCAGCUGAUUACCAGGCGGAUGUCUUCAAUACGUGGCUCAAGGCAUUUGGAUAUUGUAAGGGCUUAUUAGGCAUGCGGAAGAAAAUGAGAAUUGAUAUUCUCCGGGAUUUUGAAGGACUCGUGAAGAGUGGCGAGAUGCUAGUCGUUCUCGGGCGUCCUGGAAGUGGCUGCUCCACAUUCCUGCGCACUUUGUGCGGAGAAACACAUGGCUUAUGGCUUGACGAGGGCUCAGAUAUCCAGUACGAAGGUGUCUCAUAUAAAGAAAUGCAUAGUCGAUUUCGUGGAGAAGUUAUCUAUCAGGCCGAACAAGAAAUCCAUUUCCCUCAAAUGACUGCCGGAGAUACUCUGAUGUUUGCUGCGCAAGCCCGUGCCCCUGCAAAUCGACUGCCUGGUGUCAGCCGUCAAGAGUAUGCUACGCAUAUGCGCGAUGUCGUUAUGGCUGUUCUUGGUCUCUCACACACUAAGAAUACACAGGUCGGAAAUGAGUUUAUUCGUGGUGUGUCUGGUGGAGAACGUAAACGUACCAGUAUCGCCGAAACGACUCUUUGUGGAAGCCCCUUACAAUGUUGGGACAACAGUACCCGUGGUCUUGAUAGCGCCACAGCUCUUGAAUUUGUUCGUACACUCAGAACGUCAACAAAAUACACUGGCUCGACUGCCGUUGUUGCUAUUUACCAGGCCGGUCAGGCUAUCUAUGAUAUCUUCGAUAAAGCGAUCGUACUGUACGAAGGCCGGCAAAUAUAUUUCGGUCGGGCUGACGAUGCCAAGCGAUUUUUUGUCGAUAUGGGAUUCUACUGCCCGCCCCGACAGACAACAGCCGACUUCCUCACCUCACUGACCAGCCCAGCGGAACGCCAAAUCCGUGAAGGAUUUGAAGGCCGCGUUCCAAACACACCCGACGAAUUUUCAGUUCGUUGGAGGGAGAGCCCGGAACGCGAGGCCCUCGUUGAAGAGAUUGAGACCUUUGUAGCUGAGCAUCCUUUGGGAGGCAACAAAUAUAACGAAUUCACCGCCUCACGGCAAAUGGAAAAGGCAAAAGCAACACGAGCUUCAUCUCCAUAUACUCUUAGCUAUCCUAUGCAAAUUAGGCUAUGCUUUUGGCGAGGAAUUAAGCGCCUCCAGGGCGACAUGAGCAACACCUUAGCCUCAGUCAUUGGAAACAUUGUCAUGUCACUCAUCAUUUCCAGCAUGUUUUACAAGUUGCCGGUCACUACAUCCAGCUUCUACCAACGCUCGUCUCUGAUGUUCUUUGCUAUUCUAAUGAAUGCCUUUGCUAGUGUGCUGGAAAUACAGACACUGUGGGCCCAGCGCCCCAUUGUGGAGAAACAUAAGAAAUACGCCUUGUAUCAUCCCUCUGCGGAAGGUCUAAGCUCAAUGCUAGUAGACUUGCCUGCAAAAGUCGUCUCUGCUAUCGUCUUUAACUUGAUUUUGUACUGGAUGACUGGUCUCAAUCCUACGGCUGGUGCAUUCUUCACAUUCUUUCUGUUCUCCUUCACAACAACCUUAGUAAUGUCCAACCUCUUUCGAUUCAUCGGUUCUAUGUCACGGACACAGGCACAGGCAAUGGUUCCUGCGGGCAUUUUCAUGCUCGCUUUGAUGAUAUAUACUGGGUUUACAAUCCCCAUUCGCGACAUGCAUCCAUGGUUUCGUUGGAUUAACUAUAUCAACCCGAUCGCAUACGCUUUUGAGAGUCUGAUGCUCAACGAAUUCAGUGGGCGAGAAUGGCCUUGCUCCCAAUUCGUUCCUACUGGUCCCGGCUAUUCUAACUUGCCAUCCAAAUCCGUUAUUUGUAGUGCUAACGGCGCUGUUUCUGGUGAAAGUACCGUCUCCGGAGAUGCUUACCUUGCCACUACAUAUCAGUAUUCUCGCGAUCACCUCUGGCGUAAUUUCGGUAUUUUGGUAGCAUUUUUCUUUUUCUUUCUCGCAUUGGCUAUCUGGGCUACCGAAGUCAUCACCGCUAAACCUUCUAAGGGCGAAGUCUUGGUAUUUCCUCGAGGGAAGAUUCCAGCGUUUGCUAAAGGGAAAAAGAAAAUUGAAGAUCCAGAGGCUUCAGAAGAACCUAAUCAAACCGUCGUGCAAAAGGAUGGAUACGAUUCAGCGGCUGCUAUUGUCAAACAGACCUCAAUUUUUCACUGGCAGAACGUGUGUUUUGAUAUCAAAAUUAAGGGUGAGCCGCGUCGAAUUUUAGAUGAUAUUGAUGGCUGGGUAAAACCUGGAACAUUAACUGCAUUAAUGGGUGUCACUGGUGCCGGAAAGACAAGUCUGUUGGAUGUGUUGGCGAACCGCGUUACUGUUGGUGUAGUCACCGGCCAAAUGCUUGUUGAUGGCCGCCAGCGGGACUCUUCGUUUCAACGGAAAACCGGCUAUGUGCAACAACAAGACUUGCACUUGGAAACAUCCACCGUGAGGGAGGCUUUGCGGUUCAGUGCUCUACUUCGCCAACCCAAGGCCGUUUCGAAAGCAGAGAAAUACGCGUACGUGGAGGAAGUGAUCAAAAUGCUUGGUAUGGAGGAGUAUGCCGAAGCAGUCGUUGGUGUUCUUGGUGAGGGCCUCAAUGUGGAACAGCGAAAGAGGUUGACUAUUGGCGUUGAAAUCGCCGCCAAACCCGACUUGCUGUUGUUUUUCGAUGAGCCUACAUCUGGGCUGGACAGUCAAACCGCUUGGAGUAUAUGUCAAUUGAUGCGCAAGCUUGCUAACCACGGGCAAGCCAUAUUAUGUACUAUUCAUCAACCCUCUGCAGUCCUCAUGCAGGAAUUUGACCGUCUUCUGUUCUUAGCAAAAGGUGGUAGAACCAUUUACUUUGGAGAGCUUGGUGAAAACAUGGGGGAACUGAUCUCUUAUUUUGAGCGACAUGGAUCAUCGAAAUGUCCAGCAUCUGCCAAUCCCGCCGAGUGGAUGUUGGAAGUGAUUGGCGCUGCACCUGGUUCAAGGGCCGACAAGGACUGGGCGCAAGUUUGGAAGGACAGCUCUGAGCGUAUCGCUGUGCGCAAAGAACUUGCCUCUAUGAAGGCAGAACUGUCGACAAAGCCUCAACCUGAAGGCAAUGCAGGAUGGACCGAAUUUGCUAUGCCUAUAUGGUACCAAUUUUUCACCAUCUUGUUUCGAAACUUCCAGCAGUUCUGGCGGACGCCUGGGUACCUAUACGCGAAAUUCUGCAUGUGUAUUGUUCCAACACUCUUCAUUGGUUUCUCUUUCUGGCGUGUAGGGACUUCGAUCCAGGGUCUUGAAAAUCAGACUUUUGCCAUCUUUAUGUUCCUCACCAUAUUCCCGAAUCUAUCUACACAAAUGAUGCCAUAUUUCGCUAUGCAGCGGUCCUUGUACGAGGUUCGGGAGCGUCCCAGCAAAGCGUACUCUUGGAAAGCUUUUAUUCUGGCUUCGAUUUGCGUGGAAAUCCCAUGGAAUGCACUCAUGGCUGUUCCUGCCUAUUUUGCAUGGUAUUAUCCCAUUGGACUGUACAAUAACGCGGAGCCGACUCAUAGUGUGAUUGCAAGGGGAGGAACCAUGUUCUUGUUGCUCUUGUUGUUCAUGCUAUAUACAUCGACGUUCACGAUCAUGGUAAUUGCAGGUAUGGAAGAUCCGGCUGCGGCAGGGCAGAUUUCGCAACUGAUUUUCUCUCUGUCUCUCGUCUUUUGCGGUGUCCUUGUUGGCCCUUCUGCCCUCCCUGGGUUCUGGAUUUUCAUGUAUCGUGUGUCACCAUUCACAUAUCUUGUCGGUGCUGUACUUUCAACUGGCCUCUCCGGCACUUCCAUCAAGUGUGCUUCCAACGAGAUCCUAAAAUUCAACCCUCCAAAUCCUGGUCAAACAUGCCAGGAUUACCUGAAUAGCUAUAUGUCCUAUGCUGGCGGCUAUCUACUCAACAAUACAGCAACAACGGAAUGUCAGUUUUGCGCUCUCGCCACAACGGAUGACUUUUUGGCAACCUUGAGUAUCUAUUUCAAGGAUCGAUGGCGUGACGUUGGUAUUCUUUUCGCCUACUGCGGGUUCAACAUCCUUGCUGCCAUUUUCUUGUAUUGGUUGGCUCGGGUGCCCAAGGGGAAAAGGGUGAAGGAAAUUCCUGAUCAGGAGGGGAGUUCCGUCGAGAAAACUAAAAGCAAGACAGAGAGUAGUUGAGCACUGGCGAUUUCCUAUGGCUUAAUUUGUUUUCAACGACUCGUUGAUUCUGGAUCAAAGAUUCGAGGGAUCCGCUAGAAAGCUUUGGGCUUCUUUUUCUCUACUAUCUAGCGCUUUUGCGGAGAAAGCCUUGAUAUACAAUUUUAAUUAAUAGUAUUGAAGUGUAUCUAUCUAAAAUAAUCGUAUUGAU
Messenger RNA from Talaromyces proteolyticus, 5059 nucleotides. Its product is annotated as putative ABC multidrug transporter. Bases 370 to 4869 code for a protein of 1499 amino acids. Gene Ontology annotation, biological process: xenobiotic detoxification by transmembrane export across the plasma membrane. The record is from RefSeq and is a predicted model, not a curated record. Gene Ontology annotation, cellular component: membrane. The transcript is spliced from 5 exons. Gene Ontology annotation, molecular function: ABC-type transporter activity; ATP hydrolysis activity; ATP binding. NCBI's taxonomy places the organism in Eukaryota, Fungi, Ascomycota, Eurotiomycetes, Eurotiales, Trichocomaceae.